AUGACCGCAAAGGGAAUGAUCGCUGGCCACUUGCAGGCUGAUACAGUGUGGAAGUACAACCUCGUUCGAGUUAUGGUAGAUCUAAUGGCUAACCAACCAAAUUUUGAAGACCAUGAGGACUUUGAAGACGGUGAACUUCCUGAAGACGGUGAAAUUUGUGACGAUGAUGAAGAUCCAAUGAGAGCAAGCGCAGCGGCAAGUAAUUCAAGUCCUAAUCAAAGUGCAAGCGCUGUUAACCAGUCCACAACAGACAGUGCCUCUCCGAAUCCUGCUAAAAUCCGAUCGGCCAAAGAAGUGGGUUUGCCGGAGGAAAAGCCGACACAAAGUAUGUGGGCGAGCAAGGUUGCAGCAGCAGAGGAAAAAGUUGGCGACGUUUUUGGGUAUGGUGCUGAGGACAAAGACUAUCGAUUUGAGGAAGAAAGCAAUGGAGAUUUUGACUAUCGCCAAGGGGGUCAUGUUGGCAGACGGCGACGUCACUCUCCUCAAAACGAUGAAGAAUGGGACAUGCGUGGCCCCAAACGUCCCUAUGGCGGACGUGGAUUCCGUGGCUUUCGUCCGAAACCACGUUGGGCAACCGAACAUCAAAUAUGCAAGUUUUUCCGAGAAGGCUAUUGCAGAGAUGGCGAUAACUGUGCUUACUCUCACCAGGCGGAGGACUCCCUUCGUCGCCCCGAACUCUGCAAAUUCUACCAGCAAGGAUUCUGUAAGAAAGGACUUACAUGCCUUCUUCUGCAUGGAGAAUUUCCGUGCAAAGCAUUUCACAAAGGAGAAUGCAGCCGUGAUCCGUGCCACUUCAGCCAUGUUCCUUUGACGGACUAUACUCGACCUCUCUUCGAGCGCAUGUGUCAAGAAGAUGAAAUGUAUGCCAGCCGUGGCCUCGGUGGCCCACCCGUGCCUAUGAAACGACGUGUUCUUCUUCCGCAAGGGCCGAGUGCUCAGCAAGCACUCCCUCCUACUUCAACUGCUCCUGUAAUUCACGCUGCCGUUCCGCAACAAGCCGUUAACGGAGGUCCUCUUGCGCCGCCGUCGGUAGUUGUGCCGUCAUUGACACCAACGCCCCCUCCUUUUCCCGCUAUGCCGCCCAGAUUGCCCUAUUACUCCGCUCCUGCCCAUGCUUCGCCCAGAUUCGACGAGGUCACUUCAGUCGCGGGUGCAGCUGCCGCAACGCCCGCCACAAAUAGUGCUCCUCCAACGCAGUUUAAUAUUAGUCAGAUGUUAGCUCAGAUUGCUGGUGAUUCUAUUGCCGAUGACGAAAGUCCAGCUAGUCCUCCAAUGGGAUGUGGAUCAGCUGAGAGUGCUGUAGUGCGUCAGAUUCCAGAAGGAAACGUCGUAGCGUGGAAACUGAUAGCAGUGGAUGCCCCACCCACGUAUUCGGGCGUUACUCCUGAUCUCUCAGUCACAAGCCAAGAUCCUAGGAUGAAUCGAGUGAUGCAGUCACAAUUUGAUGCAGUAUCUUCGCUAAUUGCUGGUACCCCCGCAGCUGACUCCUCAGUUAAUCGGACAGACUUAAAAUUUAGGCCGGAGGAACGGAGGCCCAGUGAUGAGAGGCCUCGUGCAUCAUCUUGGAUGCCACAAAUGGCUUAA
Messenger RNA from Necator americanus (New World hookworm), 1584 nucleotides. RefSeq lists its product as uncharacterized. The record is from RefSeq and is a predicted model, not a curated record. Gene Ontology annotation, biological process: negative regulation of DNA-templated transcription. Gene Ontology annotation, cellular component: nucleus. NCBI's taxonomy places the organism in Eukaryota, Metazoa, Nematoda, Chromadorea, Rhabditida, Ancylostomatidae. The transcript has 6 exons. Bases 1 to 1584 code for a protein of 527 amino acids. Gene Ontology annotation, molecular function: metal ion binding; RNA binding.